UCGCUGCCAUCGAUUGUCGGCGAAGAACGGUCUCGGGUUUGAAUGCGCGGCCGCGUGAGGCUGAGGCGACGCGAAGUGGCCUCGGGAUUUUCCUUUCCCGCCCUUUUUUUUUCCGUCACAAUUCACCUUAAUUAUUAGAGGUUGUAUUCUGUAGAACGUCUUUUUUGACAUCGUACGUCGCCAGCCGUGCUAAUCGGGUGUGCGGGUAAAGUUUCACCGCCUGAGUGUGGGCGCGCGUGGUGUGACGGGCGAUGUCUCAGAAACGGAAGUCGAGCAGCGACCGUCAGGGAGAUGGGGCCAGAAAGGUCCGCCGUGUGCUGGAGGAAGACGCCGAUGAAGACGACGUCGAGCGGGUGGUCAGCCACGGAAAGUCAGCCGUGCCGCGUGGACCCUCUUCCCACAUUGAGACGCAGGUGAAGCCAGACUGUGGUAUCAUUGAAUCAUUAACACUGAAGAAUUUCAUGUGCCAUUCAUUGCUUGGUCCAUUCAAAUUUGGACCCAAUUUAAAUUUUAUCACCGGUAAUAAUGGCAGUGGUAAGAGUGCUGUUCUUACAGCACUUAUCGUGGGGCUGGGAGGCAAAGCGCUCCUCACUAGCAGAGGCUCCUCCAUGAAAACCUUCAUAAAGCAUGGACAGAGUUCUGCAGACAUCUCCAUAACACUGCGAAAUGUUGGGGAUGACCCGUAUAAGCAUGACCAGUAUGGAGACUCCAUCAUCAUUGACAAUCACAUAAGUUGUGACGGACAGCGGUACAAACUGAAGAGCAAAUCUGGAAGAAUUGUGAGCACAAAAAAAGAAGAUCUUAACACUAUUUUGGAUCAUUUCAAUAUUCAGGUGGAUAAUCCUGUUUCCAUACUCAACCAAGAAAUGAGCAAGCAGUUUCUUCAUUCAAAGGAUGAACAUGAUAAGUACAAGUUUUUCAUGAAGGCCACUCAUUUGGAGCAGAUGCAAAAUGACUAUCAGCAGAUCAUGGAAACGAAGAAAAUCACCGAAGAAAAACUGUGUCGGCAGGAAGGCAGCUUACGUGACCUAUCAAAGGUGGUCAAGGAGAAGCAGAAGAAGUUUCAGAGAAUUGCCAACAUGCAGGAUCUCGAGCGUUACAUCAUGGAACUGCAGAAUCAACUUGCCUGGGCUGAGGUUCGGGACAAAGAGGUUACCCUGAAGACUCUGCAGGAUCAGCUGAGGGCGGAGGAGAAUCGAACCGUAAAAUUUGACCAGAAUGUGGAAGAACACCAGAAAAAGCUUCAAGCAGCCGAGUUGAAGUACAAAAGCUUUGAAGAUCAGCUAAAUCAGCUGAAAAACGAUCUUGAACUGUUCAUGGAGCAGAACGUGGAAGGCAAACGCAACCUGGAUGCAAAGAAGAGCGCUGUGAAAAUAAAGAAGGCAUUGGUGAACUCUUUGCAGAACCAGCUAAGGGUUAUUGAAAAGGAUUGUGACAAACUGGCCAAGCACAUCGAUGAGCUCAAAAACAGUACGGAGCAGCAGUUGACGGAAGCGGAGCGAGUGGAAAGGGCCUGGAGUGUGCUAUCACUCAAGGAGGAGCUGACAGACUUGAAGGCCCAGGAUGACACGCUGAUCCAGCAAAUCGAGCACUUUAAGCAGGCCAUCAACAAGCAGAAGGAGGACUCGUACAAGCUCCGACGAGAGCACCAGGACAUAAAGCGUAGCUUUGACGCUGCAGAAAAGCGACUGCAGCAGCUGGCCGCCAGUCGCACAGAGAACCUCAGUCGCUUCAACACGAAGUUCCCAGAGCUGCUACAGAAGAUCGAGAAUGCAUAUCAGGCUGGGAAGUUCCAUCAAAAGCCCAUUGGCCCCAUCGGUGCCUAUAUUAAGGCUCGAGACCCGGAGCUGGCACUGGCCUUGGAGAGCUGCCUCAAGGGGUUACUGUUGGCCUUCUGUUGCGGGCACUCAUCUGACGUGGUCAUUUUGGAGAAGCUCAUGCAAGGCCUUUUCCGGGGUUGGCGACCACAAAUCAUCUGCGUGAAAUUCCAAGACCAGCUCCAUGACAUCAGAGCCAGUGCUGUGAGGCAUCCCAUCUACCCUUCUGUGUUGGAGAGCCUGGAAAUAGAGAAACCAGUCGUGGCAAACAUCCUGAUAGACGAUCGUGGAAUCGAGUCCAUUCUACUCAUAAAGGAAAACGCCACCGCCCGCCAAGUGAUGCAAAGUGAAGUGCCACCCAAGAAUUGCCGGGAAGCCUUCACCAAGAACGGUGACCAUGUGUUCGCCAACCGAUACUACUCGUGCGCUUUUUUUCAUCCAAAAUACCUCCACGAAGACAUUGAAGAGGAGGUCAGGCAGCUUCAGACAGAGAAAGUGCACAGACAAGUGCAGCUCCAGAAUGCAUUGGAGAGUAUCAAGUUAAACCAGGAAGAGAACCGCAAAAAUGAGAGUCAGCUGACCAGUAAAGUUCAACAACAAAUGAUAAUUCAGGGAAAUAUCAAUAAACUCAAUUUGCAGAUCGUGCAAAUAGAAAACAUGGAAGAGCCUCCUCCCUUGGAUAUCAGUGCCUUGGAGGAGGAGAUGCGGGAGUAUUCUGAGCGCAAGGAGAGCGUGGAGGCAUCGCUGAAAGAGGCUUUGGUUCGGAACCAGGAGGCCACCUCCGAGCUGCAGACCGCGACCAGUGCCUACAAAGACAUCAGAGACAAAAUGGAUGCAAUGAGGGACAAGGCUGGACCCAUAAAGCAUAAUUUGACUCCAGCCAGCAAUGAUGUGGAAGAGCACAGUCACAACCUAAGGCACUACGAGGGCAAGCGCAUGGAGCACCUGAGGAAGAUUGCAGAAAAGAAGGCAGAACUGGACAAAGUUGAGAAAACCAUUACUGAGGUCGUGGAGAUGGCACAGAGGAUUUGCCCGCAACGUGUGAAAGUGACGAAAACCACAAAAGCCAUCGUCCUGGAGUUGAAGACCAAGCAGGACAUGGUUAAUCAGGAGCUGGAUGUGAUUGAAGACGCUGAGGCCGUCACUCAGGAGUACCACGAUGCUGUUAAAAAAUAUGAAAAUUCCAAAAAGCAGUUGAAGACAAUUCGGUAUUUUGUUAAUAUCUUAGAUAAAAUUAUGGAUGAGAGACAACAUAACUACAGUCAGUUCAUGAGAUAUAUUUCGUGCCGGUGUAAGUACAACUUUGACAUGAUGCUCGCCAAGUUGAUGUACCGGGGGAAGAUGACGUUCGACCAUGAGAAAAAGACGUUGCAAAUCACGGUGCAAACGUCGCGAGACGACGGAGACGCAGCUGCAGAUGACAUGCGCUUGCUGUCCGGCGGGGAGAGGUCCUUCUCUACCGUGUGCUUCCUCCUCUCACUCUGGAAUGCCAUGGAGUCACCCUUUCGCUGCCUCGACGAGUUCGACGUGUUUAUGGACAUGGUGAACAGGCGCGUAUCCAUGGACAUGAUGCUGAAAGUCGCCAAAACCCAGCAGUACCGCCAGUUCAUCUUCCUCACCCCACAGAAAAUGAGCAGCCUACCAGUGAACCGGCUCGUAAAGAUCCUCAAGCUGGACGACCCCCUGCGGGGCCAGACAACCCUGCCAUUCAAAGCUGCGCAUCAGGCGAGUGACGAAAUAGAGCACAGAUGACGAGAGCUGAAUGUAGCGCACGUGCCAGCGUCACACACUGGGGCUGCCUGGUGACAGUGACUGAAGUGAUGAUGCUCAUGCAUAGCCAUCACCAGCGGAGAAUCAACAUCAAAAUGUUAAUUCUAGGUUUGAAGUUUUCGUGACUCCAAGAAUUCAUACUCUUUGGCUUUUUUUCGGUAAAGUCACGUAGGUAAAAAAUCUAAUGAAAUAAAUUAAAUCACGUUUCGGAGGCAACACAAGCUGUGACGGUUCCACCUGAAGACGGAAGCUUGUGUUGCCUCCGAAACCUCGUGAUUUAUUUAAAAAUGUACCUACGUGACUUUACCGAAAAAACCAGAGUACACAUCAAAAUGUGUUGUGCACACAACUGACUGUAUGGAACAUCCGUGUGCAAGACUUCCUUAAGACACUUGUAAUUUUUGAGCUUGUUUUUGUGUAGAAGACCCUGCACUAGGCCAUUGCAUUGCUGUUAUUUUUCCAGUUUAAGAAUGUUCGCUUCAUGGCCAGGCAAGUGUUACCACGGCAAAGCAACUUUUUACGAAAAUGGCAAAGAAGAUGUACCACAUGUUUGCCACUUGAGUGGUGACGAUGCAUAGUUACCUGGAGCUUCAAAUGAUUGUAAAGUGCAUCUCAGGUAGCGACUGGCCACAAAUGUGUUAGACUCAAUUAAAAUUGCAGUCCCUGGAUUAAACGCGUUUAGCAAAAUGAGAUGGUAGGCGUAGUGUAGUUGUAAGUGUACAGACAUGUGUAAUCGACAAGCUUGACAGUUGGCCCUUGGGAAAUGUCUGUCUCGUCAAGAAGUAUAAAUGAAACAAAAAAAAUACUUUUAACUACAAACAUUUUUUUCGAUAUUUGCAGUGCUUUCUGAAAGCAUAAUUUUUUACAUUUAUUUAUGUGCUCAAGAAGGACAUGCUUAAACAUUUUAAAUACGAAUUGGUUUAUAAACUAUUUUUAUAAUAAGAAAUGUAUAUCUAACUGGUUUGCUACAUUUUUACUAGCAUUUUUUAUUUUCACAAUGUACAAAGCAAAAAGUAUUUCCUGGUAUAAAAAAAAGCUUUGCUGGUUGGUGCACAGCGCAGGUAAGGGGGUGGUGGCGGCGGCGAUGUCACCCUCGUGUCAGUGUCACUUGUGCUUGUUGAGGUCACACCACCCCCCACCCACCCUUCACCUCUACAGCAAUGGUUGUACAUUACUAAAUCCGAAAAAUGUCAAUUGUAAAAAUAACACAAAUUCUAAUCCAUUCUGCAGAGGUUUAUUACCUGCGAUUAUGUUAUGGUCACUGGAGAGUUUCUGCCAGCUAUGAUCCAGCAUCUUUCAUUUGACGGACUUUCUUGGAGGGACAUAAACAUACCAAAUUGCACUCAAAGCUUGCAACUUCGUUUGCAAAGCAAUGCAGAUUAAUUAAGCACACCACAACUGUCUGCACCUAUAAACAAAGUCCCAUUAGCCAGACCAAUAUCCAAAACGGUACUGUAUUGGUAUGUGUUAUUUGUGCACAAUCGUAUGCUUGUUUGUGUUUACCCACAAUUCUGCACAACGGACGAGUUUACCGUGUCCUGCUUUUAUUGUACCGUAUGGCUACUACAGUUCGUGCAUCCACGAUCGGCUUGUGUUCUGGUCUUUAUCUUCCUUUUUAUUGAUUAAACUUGUUUACACUAAAGAACA
This is a messenger RNA of Lethenteron reissneri (Far Eastern brook lamprey), 5234 nucleotides long. RefSeq names its product structural maintenance of chromosomes 6 (gene SMC6). Gene Ontology annotation, molecular function: damaged DNA binding; single-stranded DNA binding. Gene Ontology annotation, biological process: double-strand break repair via homologous recombination. Gene Ontology annotation, cellular component: site of double-strand break; nucleus; Smc5-Smc6 complex. The record is from RefSeq and is a predicted model, not a curated record. Lineage: Eukaryota; Metazoa; Chordata; Hyperoartia; Petromyzontiformes; Petromyzontidae.